AGACAUGUUCGACUGAUCAUUUGAUAUCAAUGUCGAUUAAUCGAUGUCGAGUGUGCGCGUUUUCGAUAAAGACUCCAUUGCAAUUGCACAGGAGCCAUCGUAGAUUCUUUCCUGGCCCCGAGUACGACAGCGUAUGAUGUCAGAGCAUGAUGAUACUUUACUGGACGAAGAUCUUGAGGGGGACGAGGAAUACGAUUUGGGCAAUGAUGAAGAAGAAGCCUUGUUAGCUGAUGACUAUGAAGUAGAGAGGCAGAAUAGCUAUAAGGGAGAAGAGGAAACAGAUGAUGUACUGGACUUAGGAGUCACGGAUGCGCUCGACGACUUAGACGGCGAAGAUGAAAAUAUAGAGUUUAGUAGAGGCAAUACUGAUAAACCUAGCGAUAACGAUUUCUAUAAGGAUGAAGAGCACUCGAAGGUACAGACCACGUAUUACGAGCAAGACGAGAACGCCGAGUACGCGAACGAGCAGGCAUGUCAGUCCGACUGCAAUCCGGACUGCAUUAGCGUCAGCAUACCGAACAAUACCGGUGAUCUGCGUGAGAAGCUGCAGAAAAACAUGCAGGUCUACGUUGGUAACGGGCAAGGAUUGGAGGAAGACGACUGCGAGGAGGCAAAGGAGAGGCGGAACAGAUUUCAAAACGAGCGUACGAUGAUCUCGCCGAAGAUGAACAAUGAUAUCCCGGACACGUUGGAGAACGUCGUCACGUCGGAACCGUCAGCCAGAACACCGUUCAGGGGACGAGGAAGAGGAGGAGGAGGACGCAUCGCAAGAGGCAGAGGAGGAAGAUUUAACAUGCCAAAUACUGGAAACUUCAACCCAAGGUUUGGUAACGGGACGCGGCCAGGUGGUUUUGACAACCAGCCGCCUGCGUGCAGGCCGCCGCUAUUGGAGACCAGACCAUUGUGUCUUCUUAGUACGCCAAACAGCCUGCCGAAUCAGCCGUUAAUGUACCAACAGGCUAGCCCGCAGAAGCCUUUCCAACAAUUUGGCCCGAACGGCCCGAUGCAGCAGACUCCAACGCAGUUCGUGGAUAACAGACCGCAGUUCAAUCCCGGACAGUUUCAAGGCCCGAUAAGAUCGCGUGUGAAUAUGGGACCGCGUCUCGAGUACGGGCCCCCCAGGGCCAGCGGUCCUUUGGUGGGCGGUGGAACAAUGCCGGGACCGGGCUACAACAAUUGUCCGCCGAAUCAGCCGCCGUUUCAUCCGAUGCAACCGUUUCAGAAUCCGGGCGGUCUCAUGCAAGAGAAUCAGAUGCGACCGAUGCAUCAGGGCAAUCAGGGCCCGCCGCUGUUGCAGGGCAAUCCGGGAAACUCGCUCCUCGGUAAUCCGAAUGUGCUAUUGACCGGCGGAAAUCCGUUGCCGCUGUUGCCGUCGGUGAAUAUACCGCUGCCUAUGCAACAAGGAUUCCCGCGACAGCAAGCUCCUCCUCCACAACCUCCGCCGCCGCCGCCGCCCCCGCCACCGUCAUCCUCUCAUGGCCUGCCAUCUAUGCAACAACAGAACCUACCAUCUAUGCAGCAGCAGAACUUGCCGUCUAUGCAACAACAGAGCCUGCCGUCUAUGCAACAACAGAACCUGCCGUCUAUGCAACAACAGAAUCUGCCGUCUAUGCAACAACAGAAUCUGCCGUCUAUGCAACAACAAAACCUACCGCAAAUGCCUAGUCAGCAGCCGCCGCCGCCCUACGAGAACAGACUACCGUUCCAGGAGACGCAGCAGUUUCAGGGUCGGAACGCGUACAACGGGAGGGCCGGUUAUCCCGAUCAAGUACCCAAUAGCCAAUUUAAUAAUUCGAUGCAACCGCCUGUACCACAACAGUCGACGUCUAAUGUACACAGUGUGUCUUUACCUCCAGGCCACAAGAUUCUAAUCAAUCCUCACUUUAGAGGAGCUGUUCAACCGACGAACAAUGCUCGACUUGUUUGGGAUACUAAUCAGCAAGUGCAACAACCGCAAGUCUCUCACAGCAGACAGUUUCCGCAGCAACCUGCCUCGACGUAUCAGAAUCAAAGCUACAAUCAAUCUCAACAAGCUACAUCGCAAUACAAAAACAAUUAUCUACAAAGCAAGAGCGACGAUCCAUAUGCAUAUUUCUCCGACGUUUGGCAGGAGAACAGACCGCAAAAGCCUCAAAAUAUGAACACGAGUAAGCAAUAUGUUUCGAACAAUUACUCUCGGGAUAACAGUUACAGCGAUAAUAAUAAAUACAGAGGGGACAGCCAACGUGAUCAAAAGAACAACUAUCAAGAGGAUCACAGAGGAUCUCAUCCAAACUAUCGGGAGAGAGACUUGCCGCUACGAGCAAGGAAUGAUCAUAUGCGGCGCAGCAGAUCACCGACGAAUACAUAUCGCGGCGACUCGUACGAUCAGAAUCACAGUCAGAAGUCUUUUAGACCGAUGAACAUAACUGUACACCGCGAACCGAACAGGCCACCGCAAAAGAGAAUUCCCGAAUCGACAGACAGACCGCCGCGGGAGAUAAGUCCGAAGCGCAGUAAAUCGACAAACAGCAGAAACUUUCACGAGAUACGGAGAGUGGAUAUAGUAGAGAGAACGGUCACCGAGAGGAAGGAGGAAGACAUCGAUCCGGAGAUGCAAGAAUAUUGCAAGAAAAUGGAGGAACAGAAGCGUCUUCGGGAAAAGCUGUUGCGCGAGAAGGAGAACAGGCGCAAGAUGGCAGCGAUGGAGAAGCAGCAAAACGAGGACGGGAAGAUGGACCCGACCGUCGCGGCGAACGAAAUCGUACAGCAAGACACAAAGGCCGUGUCGGCGCUGAUGGGAGUUGUAAAGGACAACGUCACCGUUAAAGUUCGACCUGGUGUCGGUAAAGGACGCGGUCGUCCUGUCAAUUCACAGAGCACAGAGGCAACAGACAGACCACUCACGCGAAUCGUUAGAGCGAUACCGACCACUGUCCAGGCCAACAAUUCGAUGACGCGAAACGACAUCACCGGUGCGAAAGACGAUAACUUCGAGCGCGCGGUCGACAAGACCGACGAUGUUGUACAAACGAGACAAAUGGUGCAACAGUCCGGUACACGAAGAGUGGUGAUACACAAGUCUCUGCUCAAUUCGAAGAAGGUCGCCACCACCAUACAGAAGACCGUCUCCAAUUUACAGCGCAGUCAAGGAUUGCAGCAGAAGGCGUCCAAUACGCAAGUCGUGCAAGUACAGAAGAUCGUACAGAACCCAGGAAACGCGUUACAAAAAUCGACGUUAGCUGCUGGACAAAAAACCGCCGGUCAGACGAACCUGGGUCCAAGAAUGGGAGCGCACAAAGCACUGAGCGGCUUGCAGAAAACCGUUGUCAACGUACUCGAGCGAGAUGGAACGAGUGGCGGUCAUCUUCAGAGAAACGUGAACGCGCCCAACUCUCAGCGAAUUGUGCUACAAACAAGCAACGCGGCACAGCCGAAAAAGUUGCCCGAAAACAGGAGCAACGUAGUCAGGCUAGAUAAUCUGGCUAUGAGCACGUCCGAGGCACAAAUUAGGCGUAUGUGCCAAGGCAUCGGAACCAUUGAGAGCAUACGUAUGGGCGAGGGUAACGCCACGGUUGUGUUUAAGACGCAAUCCGCCGCCAUGGUGUUUCACAAGAAAUACCAGCAUAAAAUGCUCGAUCUAUCGCUGAUAAACGUGCGUUUCGUGCCGCAAACGACCAGCAAUAAGGUGGUAACGGCGACCGCGAAGAAAUCCUAAAUGGGAAAAUUCUCAAGAUAAUAAUAGCCUCGGGAUUAUUGUACCCUCUCUUUUAGACAUUAAUUCGACGUUUGCGCACGGCUUCGCGAGGGAAUGAUCGUCUUAGACAACACCUAUCUUCUUCUUUUCCUCUCGUUUCAACAGUUGCGACUCAUCGGAGCUGUCUGAUAGAGACAGAACACGCAUCUAUAUUUUAUACAUACAUAAACAUUCACUGGACUUGUUCCCGACACAGAAAUUUGCAGAAAAGAGAUGCAAAGAUUUGUAAAUUCUAGAGAAGAAUUCACAGAGAAGGAAAUAAAGGGAAGUGGAUCAUUGUUUUUUGGAAACUUCGCAAAUUGAUGCAGACUAGAAUGUUCUUGGCGAAUUCCUUUGUACAUAAUAUUACAAGAAAUUGUAUAUUUCGUAUAAAACAAUGUAUGAUGCCCAUACGAAAUAAAGUAGCCAGCAACAAUAA
Harpegnathos saltator (Jerdon's jumping ant) is the source of this 4154-nucleotide messenger RNA. RefSeq names its product arginine-glutamic acid dipeptide repeats protein. Lineage: Eukaryota; Metazoa; Arthropoda; Insecta; Hymenoptera; Formicidae. The coding region runs from base 134 to 3697 and encodes 1187 amino acids. The record is from RefSeq and is a predicted model, not a curated record. The transcript is spliced from 11 exons. Gene Ontology annotation, molecular function: RNA binding.